GGGUUGGCAGCACUGCGAGGCCCCAGCAGCAGCCAUGGCGGCCGAGUAUGGGCGGAACAUUUGGGAAACGCGGGAAAAAGAAGGGAAUAAUGGCCCCGAAGACCUGCUGGUGUUUGGAUACUCGUGCAAACUGUUCCGCGACAAUGAGAAGGCGCUGUACCUGGAAAAGGGGCAGCACCUAAUACCCUGGAUGGGCGACAGCAACGUCAUGGUCGACAGGUAUGAUGUGCGGGGUGCACUGUAUGACCUGUCUGAGGCUGAGGCAGGGGGUGGAGGAGACCGCUGGGAGGGCAUGACAGAAGAGGAGCGGGCUGAAGAAGAGAGAUGUGACUAUGAACGUUAUCUCGCACUCUACCAGGAUGAGUUUCAGUACCAGGCUUUCCAGGAUGAGGAGUCCAAGCGACUGAUGGCAGAACUUGGCUCAGACACUUACACUUACAGUCAGGUUGGCUUUAACUAUGAUGGGCAGUCAAUUGUGGGGGACAUGAGUUCUUUGGGUGGUGAUCAGGCUGCCAUGUAUCUGGACAAUCAACACCUGCAGCAAGUUGAUCAGGAGCAAGAGCAGGAGCAGCAGCAGCAAGGUUACAUUCCUGAGGCAGAUGAGGACACCUUUGUCCCUCCCCCUGAGCUCAAUGUUCCACAAGGAAUGGUGGUGCCUGAAACUGUCAAGCAAAACAAAAUCAUCGUCAAGACUUCAAAGUUCAUCGUAGCACAGGGUGGCCAGAUGGAGAUCAUAAUUAAAACAAAGCAGGCAGACAAUCCCAUGUUUGGUUUUCUGUCCUUUGACAAUCCACUAAAUGCAUAUUACAAGCACAUGGUGGCUAUGAUCAAGAGUGGAAGGUACACUCCAGCUGAUGAAUUUGAAGUCAAGUCUAGGAAGGAUAAUGAUGGCAAUGGUGACCAGUACCUCCACCCUAGUCUCUCGGCUGGAAUUAAGCCUGACCUUGCACCAGGAACACCUACAUCAGCCCUCAAGCCCUCAUCUGAUUGUGCUUACUUUAAACUCAUUCAUAAGAUUAAGGAGCAGCAGAAGAACACAGCUGCUGCUGAGAGCCGUGAGUCCCCGGCACCCUCAUCCCCUGGAGUCGUUGCCACCUCCACACCCAUUGCUGAGGCCUCAGAGACACCCAAGAUAGAGAGAAAAGUGGAGAGCAAGGCAUCCACACCACCUAAAGUGAAGCAACUAGUGGAUUACCCUUCAUUCAACCGCACCAAAGAGUAUGACUCUGAAUACGACUCAGAGGAGGGAUCGGAAACCUCUCCGUCAUCCAACAAGGGCACCAGUGAGUACAGCAACAUCAAGUGGCCUCCACCAGAUGUCCAGAUGGUGAUUGACAAGAUGGCCAGCUACAUCAUUAAGAAUGGGGUCGAGUUUGAGACAAUGGUGCGAAGCAGAGAUGAUCCAAGAUUUAGCUUCCUGAAGAAGGACCAUGAGUACUACCCUUACUACCGGUGCAAGAUUCGCCUGUACAAUGAGGUGUAUGGGGAUAUUUUUAAAGAUGGAGUUGAGCAGGACAAAGGGUCUCCUCUGAGUAGUCUCAUUGAAGGAGGUUCCACCGCGAGGAAGGAGAAGCGAGGAGGCAGCAGUAGUAGUAGUAAGAGCAGUAAUAAUAACAACAACAAGCAGACCUCCACUAUAAGUUUUUCAAUCAAGUCGAGGGAGCAAGAUGUUAACAUUGACCGUCGCUCUACUUUCCCCGUUGAGUCCUCAUCCUCAGAUGAUGAGGAUUUGGAUGAGGAGGAGAGAGAAAAGAAGAGACUGGAACGUGAGGAAAGGAGAAGGAAGCGGAAGUUAAAGGAAAAGGAGGAGAGGGAGAGACGUGAGAAGGAAGAGAAGGAACGAAGGGAGAAAGAAGAAAAAGAAAAGGAGAAAGAGAAAGAAAAAGCAGUAGAGAAGAUGGAAGAGUCAACAGAUGGCUCUGGGGAUAAUGACGAUAUGUAUGACAUCUUCAAAUACGCCCAAGAAAUGGAUAAAGACGUGGACUCGGAAGAACUCAGUCGUAAGGACAAAGAGGCUAAUGAGGAGCAAGGAAAGGAGAAUGGUCGUCAGGCUGGUGAUGGAUCUGGCAGCCUUGCCUCCACAGCACACUCAGAACACAAGCAGCAGGAGCGGAGGAAAAAGGCAGCCAUGUUCCUCUCCCGACUUAAAAAGGGAAGCAAGGAGGAGGAAAAUUCUACACAGCUAGUCUAUGGUCCGCAGCUUCCACCUGAGAUAGCAGUUCAAAUCAUCAAUUCAGCAUCACAGUCCCCACGGUCAUCCAUGGCCAGCACACGACAUUCUACCCCCUCAAGGUCUCGGUCUCACUCUGCCAGUCCUGGUCCAGGAGUCCCCAUGCCACCCAAAGAGGCCCCUGCUCCUCCUCCCCCUCCACCUCCCACUCAGUCACCACCAGCACCAAGUGGACUAGAGAUGAUUGAAGCCUACAAGUCUAACAAAUCAGAGACGGUUACAAACAUCCUAUCUAAAAAUGAUUGGACCUCCAUUCCAGAGCCUCCUGCCAACACAGAAUCCAUUGAGCACACCAAGCCGCCUGCAUCUAAAGAAUCUUCAGUAGUGUCGGGAACCAGUGAGGAUGGCUGCAGGAGCCAAAGUCUGGAAAGCAGGAGAAGCAAAUCCCGGCCAGUAGAAGUUCCUCUCCGGGAAAAAACUCGAAGUCGCAAGAAGCAACGCCACGGACGCUCAGAGAGCCGGUCGCCAAGUAGCCGAAGGGAACGCAAGAAACGAAAGAGGUCUAGGUCAAGGUCCCGCAGGCACAAGAAGCGCAGGUCACGUUCGAGGUCACCCAAACCUCACAAAUCAUCUCAUAAGAAGAAGCGAAGGAAGCAUAGUUCUCGCCAUGAGCGAGAGGCAAGAGAACGCAAGAGCAAGAAAUCGCGCAGACGCAGUGUUUCAUCCUCUUCCUCGGACUCAUCCAGUCAUUCAUACUCUUCAUCCAGAUCAACAUCACCAUCUGACAAUGAUGUUCAGGUGAUAGAGUCUCCUGGGCCCAGUAAGAGAGGGUCAAGAGCUUCCAGUGUGGUCAGUGUUGGAGCAUCAGACCUCUCUCACUUAAGCUCAGCCCUUGGAAGAAUUGCUGAGGAAUGUAUUUCUCCUCCUCCUCCCCUUCCUCCUAUACCCCGAAGUCCAGCGACAGCCAGUCUUCUCUCCACAGUGGAAGAAAAGGCAGGAAAUGGUGACAGUGUUCUUGAGGCACCUGGGAGUGGAGAAGAAAGCAAAGAAGAAAAAAAGGAAGAGAAGAAGCCAUCAUUUGACCCUCAUAACAGUGCAGCAAUGGCAAAAAUAGCAAUGGGUCUGCGUGCCAAGGUUCAUGCUCUGCUAAACAAGGAGAGUAAGUUGUGAAAGCAAAGAUCCAUCACAUCUCAUUAAAUGGGAUUUCACAAUGUGAUAGAUUUUAUUUUUAUGAUAUUUCUUGGUAACCUUCAAACUUUUUAUCAUAUUACCACACUAUACAGUGCAUUAUUCAAAUUUACAAAUAUACUAUAAAUUUAUCAUCACACAAUGCAAGGCAUUGUUGCUCUUACAAAUUCAAACAAAUAAUUAGGGUAACAAAUUUAGCAGUUUCUUAUUGUAACUUGGGGUUUUGUAAGCAAUGCAUAAGUGUACUAAAUAGAUUCACCUUUCACAGCAGUAGUUAUGUUCCUUACAUAUUUUAUACACACAAUGCUCAACUGCAGAGUGAGAAGCUUUAGUGUGAGUGCUUGAUGAUGGAUCAAAAGGAAAGAGAAGUUUGCUCAGUAAGAUACUUAUUGCAGGGUCAUGGAAACUGUUCAAAUGGAUGAUUAAAACUAGUGGGGAAAUUCCUUUUGAGAAUGGUUGUGUGCUCAGAAAGAUAGACUGUACUUAAGUAAGUGCUUGUACUGUGUGGAGAAGUAAUUAUUAUUGUGUUGCCAAGUGGAAUCUGAGUGUAUGGAGUCCUAAAAAUCAUUGGACAUUCAUGGUAUUAUGAGGGCCUGUCUGUGGUAGUAUUUCUUGUAAUAUUCCAGUCUGAAUUUUCUGAUAACUUAAAGAAAUAUGUGUAUGGAAUGUGA
Molecule: messenger RNA, 4029 nt
Organism: Eriocheir sinensis (Chinese mitten crab)
Lineage: Eukaryota; Metazoa; Arthropoda; Malacostraca; Decapoda; Varunidae
Product: protein suppressor of white apricot-like
Exons: 16
Coding region: 35-3340 (1101 amino acids)
Biological process (GO): RNA processing; mRNA 5'-splice site recognition
Molecular function (GO): RNA binding
Source: RefSeq, a predicted model, not a curated record